GUUUCCGGAUGGAGGCGGGGCGGACUGGAGCGCGACGUUGCCUUCUGCGUGUGGUUGCGCGGGCUGAGUUGAAGACCUGCGGCCGACGAGGAGGACCUGCGGCCUUCGCGGUCACCAUGACGACGGAGAGGCUCUCUGACUUGGGCCUGAGCGGGGUGCUGACAGGCUGACCCCCCAUCCCCCUAACCGAGGCUGUCGGACCCGCCUUUCCCCCUACAAGACCCUUCUCCGCCUUUUACCCGAGGAGCCCUAUCAUUUCCAGCUUCCUCAGCCGAAAAGACGCCGUGACCUCUCCGUACCAGGGGGGCUUCGUUCGCCAUGUGCCCCUGAACUGUGGAUCUACCCACAAAGGUCAUGGAGAAGAGAUUGGAAGACAAUUACAGCAUCAGUUCUUUGCAAAUUUUGGGAGAUUUUCUUGGAAAAGCUGCCAAGUGGCUGGGCCAGUUUCACCUGCUCUACGUGUGUGUCUGCCUCAACGUUUUCUGUUCUUAUACAGAUGCAAGCUGGAACAGAAGAGCAUGCCAGCUCAGGAGGCCUCUGGUGGGGGGGCACUUGAGGUCGUUGGAUGGAGUCCACCUCUGGCAGCUAGAUGGAUUUCACUCUGUCCAUUCUUGUCAAGCCGCUUGUUGUCAGAACCCUGACUGUGAUGCUUUUUGGCUUAUGAGCAAAAUGUGCAUCCAGGUGAACUGCAUCAGUCCUUCUGGGUGUCAAGCAGUACAGACCAACACUACAGAUUCCAUCUUGGUGUUUGUAAAGAAGCGUGAUAAUGCAUUCUCCUCCCAUCCUGCAGCAGAGAGGAAAACUCCACUUCGUAAAUGGUUGGACUGGAGGGAGAGCAGUGCAAGAAGUAAUACAAGGAUGCAGAGGUCCUUCCAAGAGCUGCGGACUCAGAGAGUUCACAAAGCAGAUGAUAUAAGGAGCUAUCUGAAGAGGGAUGUAAGCUCCAGCAGUGGAAAUCCUGUGAGCCCUCCUUCUCCAUCUCAGGCCUUGGAUAGUAAGGACUUGGCGGAGUCUCAGUUUUCAGGGCAAGACACCAACCUUCCCAGAGACCUUGUGAAUCCAGAUAGGGUCUUACUGCAUAACAGUGAAGAUCAAAGGAGUUCAGAAUCUCAAAGCCCAACUCUUCCUGUGGCCAAUAAUGUGAACAACCCAAGCAAUCUUGCUGGAAGUGAUGACGGAGGGGCCCCUACAGGAGCUGCCACUCCAGAACCGUCUCCUGUGGCUUCGUUCUCCAGUCCUGCUGUACCAGAGUUGAUGCCUGUUGGGGACUCUGAGAAAUCCAAACCAUCCAGCCCUUCCAUUCAGCCUUCAUCCUUGGAAGAGGCCAUUCCAAGUUCCAGCACUCUUCAGGGGAAAGAUACUGUGACAGUUCAGCAGGUGACCUCUGUUCCCACUGGUGUUCCCGCCAACAACAGUGGUACUGUGGCCCCGACUAAUCCUGCCGCAUUACCUAGCACUGCUGCCCCAACACCGGUUAUUAAGAAACUAGCGGUUUCUGCUGGAGAUAGUGUACAGGUGACCCUUCCAAAGAAUGAAGUGGAGCUGAAUGCUUAUGUCUUACCUCCACCAACUGAAGGAAACCCCUAUUCCUAUGACUGGAGACUAAUCACCCAUCCCACGGAUUAUAGUGGAGAGAUGGAGGGCAAGCAUUCACAGAUCCUCAAGUUAUCCAAGCUUACAGUUGGCCUGUAUGAAUUCAAGGUAAUAGUUGAGGGUGAUAAUGCACAUGGUGAAGGAAGAGUGAACGUGACAGUGAAGCCAGAACCACGAGUAAAUCAGCCCCCCAUGGCUAUUGUGUCUCCCCCAUUCCUGGAGAUCUCAUUGCCAACCACCUCUACGGUAAUUGAUGGCAGCCAAAGCACUGAUGAUGACCGGAUUGUCAGCUACCACUGGGAAGAAUUGAAAGGACCUUUGCGGGAAGAGAAGGUAUCCGCAGAUACUCCUAUUUUGAAACUGACCAAUUUGGUACCUGGAAACUACACAUUCAGCCUCACUGUGGUGGACUCAGAUGGUGCCAGCAAUUCCACCACCGCCAGCCUGACGGUAAACAAAGCUGUGGAUUACCCACCUACAGCAAAUGCAGGUCCUAACCAAGUGAUCACUCUGCCCCAGAACUCCAUCACCCUUUAUGGGAACCAGAGCACAGAUGACCACGGCAUUGUCAGCUAUGAAUGGUCCCUGAGCCCCAACAGCAAAGGAAAAGUAGUGGAGAUGCAGGGAGUGAGGACGUCGACUUUGCAGCUUUCCGCAAUGCGUGAAGGUGACUACACCUACCAGCUGAUGGUGACAGAUUCUGCUGGCCACCAGUCCACUGCUGAGGUGACUGUGAUUGUGCAGCCUGAAAACAACAAACCUCCUGAGGCAGAUGCAGGUCCAGACAAAGAGCUGACCCUCCCAGUGGACAGCACCACUCUCGAUGGCAGCAAGAGCUCAGAUGACCAGAAGAUAGUCUCUUACCUUUGGGAAAAAACACGGGGCCCAGAUGGAGUGAAACUGGAGAAUGCCAACAGCAGCAUUGCCACAGUCACUGGGCUGGAGGUUGGAACAUAUGAAUUCACGUUGACUGUCAGAGACGAGCGGAACUUGCAGAGCCAGAGUUUGGUGAUGGUAAUUGUCAAGGAAGAGAUAAACAAGCCCCCCAUUGCAAAAAUCGCUGGGAACAUUGUCAUCACCCUUCCAGCAAACACAGCUGAGCUUGAUGGGUCAAGAUCCACAGAUGACAAGGGAAUCGUCAGUUUUCUGUGGACUCGGGAUGAAAGCAGCCCUGCAGCUGGGGAGGUGUUAAAUAAUUCGAAUCAUCACCCUGUGCUUUUCCUCUCCAACCUGGUGGAAGGGACGUACAUGUUUCAUUUGAAAGUGACUGAUGCCAAAGGAGAAAGUGACACGGACAGAGCCACCGUGGAAGUGAAGCCUGACCCAAGGAAAAACAACCUAGUGGAGAUGAUCCUGGAUGUGAAUGUCAGCCAGCUGACAGAACGGCAGAAGGGUAUGUUCAUCCGUCAGAUAGGCGUUCUGCUGGGCGUUUUGGAUUCCGACAUCACUGUGCAGAAGAUUCAGCCCUAUACUGAGCAGAGUACCAAGAUGGUGUUCUACGUGAAGAACCAGCCCCCUCGUCAGAUCUUCAAAGGACACGAUGUUGCAUGGACGCUCCGGAAUGAACUGCGGAAGCAGCAGUCAGACUUCCUCAUUUUCAAAGCGCUGGAGAUCAACACAGUCACAUGCCAGCUGAACUGUUCAGAGCAUGGGCACUGUGACUCCUUCACCAAGCGCUGCGUCUGUGACCCUUUCUGGAUGGAGAACUUCAUCAAAGUGCAGAUCAACGACGGGGAGAGUAAUUGUGAUUGGAGCGUGCUGUAUGUUGUCAUCGCCUCCUUCGUCAUUGUGGUCUCCUUUGGGAUCAUCUCCUGGGCCGUGGUCUGCUGCUGCAAGAAACGGAAAGGAAAACCCAAAAGAAAGAGCAAAUACAAGAUUUUGGAUGCCACAGAUCAAGAGAGUCUGGAGUUGAAACCAAAUCCCAAAGCAGGCAGCAAACAGAAAGCUCAGGUCCAGAACACCAGUCUGAUGCAUUCGGAAUCUGAGCUGGACAGCGACGAAGCGAUCUUCACGUGGCCGGAUCGGGAGAAAGGAAAACUCUUGCGCAGCCAGAAUGGUUUCCUGUGCAAUGGGCAGGCGCCACCCAAGCUGAAGAGUCAGCGAGAAGAAAUCCUAUAGCCUCAGGCUGGCAUUGGCUAAGCUCUAUGGCAGGUGGCCAUAGGAGGCUGCUCUUUCCCUCCGUUGCACGAGGAACCAAUGGAAACCAGCCACACCACGUUCAGGGUAAUGCUGCUAACGUAUGACGUGACUACACCUUUUGUUUACUGCUGAUCUUUUUCUAACUGCUUGUACUUGAAUUUGGACUUCAAGGGAAACUGGCAGAAAGAAGCUGUGAAACAAAGACUGUGAAAGGCAGGCGCUCGUUCCAGAAUGCCACAGAAUUUACCUCCUCUGCUGAAAUUGUAAAAUUGCCAGCCUGGGUCAGGCACCUCUUCCUGUAGGCCCCAAAAUCCGACUGCCGUGGGAAUGGUCCUCUUCACCCCCACACUUCUUUUGGUGGAGGGUGGUUGGUCGUGUUUGCAAGGACCCGACAUUGCUCUCGCCUGCCUUGAAAGCCAAGAUGCCUCGGACUGCGUGUCGGGGUCUCUUUGUUCCUAAAACACUCGCUCCAGCUGUAGGAAAGCAAUUUUGGUUCCUCUCAUUGUCACUGAUGAGUUUUCCGAGUCUUUCUAAACAGGAGGAGGAGGCCGGGCUUUGCAGACUGCAAGGUGUUGUGGCUGCAAGGGCAAGGGUGGGGGAAAUGCUUUCAGGUCAUGUUUAUGAUUGUAAAGGGUUUUUUUUUUUCCUUGUUUUAAAUUAUUGUUAGUCUCAACACUGGGAAUGGUGGCAGUGCUGCCAUAUCUGUGACCCCCACGCCAAACACUUCCCGUCAGUUCCCAAUAUGUUGGACACUUAAAUCUUUGUAGCCUUUAGAGUAGCAAGUUCCUCUUCUUGAUGAGAAAUACCUUUGAUAAUGGAAAAAUCUUUGCACAGCUGUAAAAGAAGAAGAGGUGGGGGAGCUAAAGCUAAGCAUGGCUAGAUUGAUUGACUGCUUUGAUCCCCAGUAGAUCAAUGCCUCCAACCCCCUCUGUUUUGCACUUCUUUGUUCCUUGUUGGUUUUUAUCAGUGUCAGAGAAAUGUCCCAUCUUUUGCUUGCCCAUACUAACCUCUGUUGAGCCGCCUCAUUUGAAUGACCACUAAUUUUGUAGAAAUACCUCUGCUGUUCACGCCAGCCCCCCCCCCUCCUUUUUGAGUCUAUGGAAUGUGAUGAUUGUGUGCAAUUUAUCUUCUCUUGUCUUCCCCUCCCCCUCCCGCCUUAUUCUCCCCACCUCUCGCCCCUUCACACUUGGCAAACAUUGUGCCUCUCCUGAAAAGUAAACGCACUUUGAAGGACUUCCCCCCCUCCCUAUUCAGCUCUGCUGUCCUCCAGCCCCAAAGCAUAACUUUUCUGCUGCUUCUGCUUCGAUGCAGAGGGGCUUUGCUUUAACAAUUAAGUCUUCUCUAGGUUAGGGAUGGUCAGCUGGCUGCCCGUAGGGCAAUUCCAGUCCAGGAAGCAUUCUUAAAACUUUUCUGGCCCCACAAAGAUUGACAGAUCAAAGCUGAAGAAAGCAUUUGCAAUAAUAAUUUUAGUCCAUUUUAAUGUCAUGGGGUGGGGGGAAGGCUGAGAAUGUGCCACAGUUGUGACCCUUAACCAAAAUUAAUGCAGCCCUUAAGACUGCAGAAGCUGGCUGUCCUCAGUCAAGAUGGAACAGAUGUUUUCAUUGGGUUCUGGUGGUUCUGUUUCCAUUGCUGCAUUGCUGAGUUGUUGAAGGUGAUACAAAUUAAAUAUGCUGUUCAGCUUGGGGGGAGGGGGCUAUUUCCCCCAUGAAUUGUCA
Heteronotia binoei (common prickly gecko) is the source of this 5447-nucleotide messenger RNA. RefSeq names its product KIAA0319 like. Gene Ontology annotation, molecular function: protein binding; calcium ion binding. The transcript has 21 exons. The coding region runs from base 355 to 3711 and encodes 1118 amino acids. Gene Ontology annotation, cellular component: cytoplasmic vesicle; plasma membrane. The record is from RefSeq and is a predicted model, not a curated record. Gene Ontology annotation, biological process: homophilic cell-cell adhesion. Lineage: Eukaryota; Metazoa; Chordata; Lepidosauria; Squamata; Gekkonidae.